Messenger RNA from Camponotus floridanus (Florida carpenter ant), 1076 nucleotides. RefSeq names its product vascular endothelial growth factor A. The record is from RefSeq and is a predicted model, not a curated record. Gene Ontology annotation, molecular function: growth factor activity. The transcript is spliced from 4 exons. NCBI's taxonomy places the organism in Eukaryota, Metazoa, Arthropoda, Insecta, Hymenoptera, Formicidae. Bases 316 to 942 code for a protein of 208 amino acids. Gene Ontology annotation, cellular component: membrane.
UCAAAAUUGACGAUUUAAACGUGAGAUUUAAACUUACUAGACGUAUUCGUUUCAUCAGUGUAAAUAAGAUAUAAUAAGUAUUAGCGUGUGUGUUCGUGGAAUAAUGCAAAAUAUUCGAAAUAUUUCGCAUAGCCACUUCCUUCCUCGUUUCGCAGCCAAGUUAAAAACCGCACAUUGCCGCGUACAUCCUGCGGCCGCUAUAAAUGAACGAGAAAGACACAUCAUUACUUCAUACGCUCGUAUCUUUUCUAACGAUACGUCGUGUGAACUACGAGCUAUUUUGAUUUACCGUGCUUUGUGUGUUAAAAGUUAAUUAUGAAAUCUCUCGCGAUAAUUUGUAUUUUAAUGGUCACUUGGAUUUACACUAUCGAGGCCAUGUGGUAUGAAGAUCUACGUGCUCACGAGGGAGAGGUGACAGGAUGCGCAGGAAGACGUAUGCAAUUGAAUUACCAGAUGAAAGAAGUGAUAUGUGUACCGAGACGUACCUUGGUAAAAUUAAUACCGCAACCAGGCUACAUCUUCUAUCCGAAUUACGCUCCCGUGAACAGAUGCAGUGGAUUUUGCCCCAAAAAUAAAUUAUGCAUGCCUGUUAAAAAAGACAUCAAAAAGAUCAUCGUAAGAAUGGACGGUUAUAACUCGAGUGAAUGUUAUCAUGUAUUAAUCGAGGAGCAUGUCAAGUGCAAGUGUCAAUGCAGCGUAAAACAGAAUCAUUGCAACGUGCAUCAGAUAUAUUCGGAAAAUAAUUGCGCGUGUGAAUGUAAAAACAGAAGAACGUGCAACGAAGAACGCCAGAUGAUUUGGAACGAAAAGUUGUGCAAAUGCAUGUGCAACAAACCUGAAGAAAUCUGCUCGAGCGGACUUGAAUGGGUUCCUUCCCUUUGCGGAUGCGCCAAGAUUAUGGAAAUAGCACCGUAUCAAUCGUAUAUCAAUAUCAGGAAAUGAGAAAACAAUAAUCCACAGAAAUUUAACCCUAUCUCAAUAUUUUUAAAUAUUACAAAUAUUCAAUGGUGACUUAAAACAAGCAAUAAUUGUAUAUAAAAGACUUUUUAUAUAAGACAUUUUACUUCAAUUUAUUU